Brassica napus (rape) is the source of this 1122-nucleotide messenger RNA. Its product is annotated as 36.4 kDa proline-rich protein-like. NCBI's taxonomy places the organism in Eukaryota, Viridiplantae, Streptophyta, Magnoliopsida, Brassicales, Brassicaceae. The transcript has a single exon. The record is from RefSeq and is a predicted model, not a curated record. Bases 56 to 931 code for a protein of 291 amino acids.
GAGGACUCAAUAGUUUUAACGUACUUCAUCACUUCCUCACUAACCAAACCUCAAGAUGGGGAUUCUUCACAAACAAAACCUCUCCUUUUUGAUACUUCUCCUCCUUGGUUUCUGCGCCGUCUCUUACGCUUGUGACUGCAGUGACCCUCCAAAAUCAUCUCCACACCCCGUUAAACCUCCCAAACAUCCCGUUAAACCGCCUAAACCACCCACUGUCAAGCCACCACAACACACUCCAAAACCACCCGCCGUCAAACCACCUCAUCACACUCCAAAACCACCUCAUCACACUCCAAAACCACCCACCGUUAAGCCACCUCAUCACACCCCAAAACUACCUCCUCACACUCCCAAACCACCCACCGUCAAGCCACCUCAUCACACCCCAAAGCCGCCCACCGUCAAGCCUCCAGCUCCGUACACUCCAUCCCCUCCACCUUACACUCCAAAACCGCCCACCGUCAAGCCACCACCUCCGUACACUCCAUCUCCUACGCCUUCUCCUCCACCGCCAACUCCAACCCCACCAGUCGUAACCCCGCCACCACCGCCAACUCCAACCCCAGAGACGCCAUGUCCGCCACCGCCUCCUCCACCAACUCCGUGUCCUCCUCCACCUCCGGCACCAACGCCUGAACCGGAGACGUGCUCCAUCGACGCACUGAAGCUAGGCGCGUGUGUGGACGUGCUUGGCGGCUUGAUUCACAUCGGACUAGGAAAAAGCUAUGCAAAGGCAACUUGUUGCCCAGUUCUUGGCGGUUUAGUGGGUCUUGACGCAGCGGUCUGUCUUUGCACCACCAUUAGAGCGAAGCUUCUCAACAUCGACCUCAUUAUUCCCAUUGCUCUUGAGCUUCUCGUCGACUGUGGCAAGACUCCACCUCGUGACUUCAAGUGUCCUGCUCCACAGAAAAAGACUUCUCUCUUGGCUUGAUCUCUUUGUGUUUCUUUUGAUACAGUGAAAAAUGGUGAGAUCUCAAGAUCUAGGUUCUUCUGAUGUUUUACGAUUGGGGAAACAUGGAUUAAGAAGGAUUUAUUUUUUGUUAUUGAUCUAAGUUAAAAAGAAAACUUUAUGUAAUUGUAAGGUGAUUGUUUGAAUAAUGCUAUUUGAAUUUUAAAUUUUAA